Molecule: messenger RNA, 4506 nt
Organism: Aspergillus campestris IBT 28561
Lineage: Eukaryota; Fungi; Ascomycota; Eurotiomycetes; Eurotiales; Aspergillaceae
Product: phospholipid-translocating P-type ATPase
Exons: 4
Coding region: 1-4506 (1501 amino acids)
Biological process (GO): phospholipid translocation
Cellular component (GO): plasma membrane
Molecular function (GO): ATP hydrolysis activity; magnesium ion binding; ATPase-coupled intramembrane lipid carrier activity
Source: RefSeq, a predicted model, not a curated record
AUGGCUCCAGCCAACUUUCCUGGGGAGAACAGCGAUGUCCCCGAGGAGAUCCGGGAGACUCCUAGCGACAUCUCACAACCCACCAAGCGUCAGCGAUGGGCAACCACCCGCGUUGGCGGCACCGGAGGCACGCGGAAACGUGUCUCCAUCAUGGACCGCUUGCACAAGCGCUCGGAGGGGAAAGGGGAGAAGCGGAGGUCUCAACUGCCCACCGCUGAGCACCCUAAUGGUGAAGGCGACUCGGACGCCAACAAUCGACGGGUGUACUUCAACGUCCCCAUCCCCGACACCGAGAGAGACGAGGACGGUCACCCUAGGGCGAAUUAUCCUAGAAACAAGAUUCGGACCGCGAAAUAUACGCCCUUGACGUUCGUCCCCAAGAACUUCUGGUUUCAAUUCCAUAACAUCGCCAACAUCUAUUUCCUUUUCAUCAUUAUCCUUGGCUUCUUCCCAAUUUUCGGUGUCGAUCAACCCGCACUCAAUACUGUCCCCCUGAUCGUUAUCAUCGUCAUCACCGCCAUCAAAGAUGCCAUUGAGGAUUGGCGCCGUACGGUCCUCGAUAUCGACCUGAACAAUUCCCCCGUAUAUCGUCUUAUCGAAUGGAACAAUGUCAACUCUGUCGAAGACAAUAUCUCUUUGUGGCGCCGUAUCAAGAAAGCGUCUACUCGGGCUACUGUCUGGACGUACCGGACCAUUAGGGACGUGUUUCAGAAAAAGAAAGACGUUCCCGCCACUGAAGAGACCGAUCGGCGUGCGUCUAUCAUGACGACUGUUUCGCCCCGUGCCUCGACCUAUUCCCAUCGCGGUGACCAUGGGGUCGACGAAGACGCCAUCCAAAUGACGCCCGUCCCGUCUCCCUCGCCCGAAGCACGUCCGGAUUGGCCAAUGUCGACGGAACAGUUUCUUCACCCGGAUAAAGCGGUUCGGGACAGUUCGGUGGUCCCGACUACCUCAGCUACGCCCCCCAGGAAAGGCGGCAGCGUGGUGGACACGGCUAAACAGACGCUCGGAAAGGCCCGAUUCAAGCGGGAUUACUGGAAGAACAUCCAGGUUGGGGAUUUUAUUCGGUUGUAUAACGGGGAUCCGAUCCCUGCUGAUAUGGUGGUCCUGUCGACUUCUGACCCUGACGGUGCGUGCUACGUGGAGACCAAGAAUCUGGACGGCGAAACCAAUCUCAAAGUCCGCUCGGCUCUCCAUUGUGGCCGUCAGGUCCGUCAUGCCCGGGAUUGCGAAAAGACCGAAUUCGUCAUUGAUAGCGAGCCCCCACACCCCAAUCUCUACGCCUACAAUGGAGCUCUGCGUUGGGAGCAGCGUGACCCGGAUUUCCCGGAUGCGCCGCGGAAGGAAAUGGUGGAACCGAUCACAAUCACCAAUGUGCUGCUGCGUGGAUGCUCCCUUCGCAACACCGAAUGGGCGCUUGGUGUUGUCAUCUUCACCGGUGAUGAGACCAAGAUCAUGCUGAACUCUGGUGUUACACCCACUAAGCGCGCCCGCCUCGCCAAGGAUCUGAACUGGAACGUCAUCUACAAUUUCAUCAUCCUGUUCUUCAUGUGUCUCAUCUCCGGCAUUAUCAACGGUAUCAGAUGGGGCUCCAACAACAGGUCCCUCAACUACUUCGACUUCGGAGCGUACGGGAGCACCCCGGCUGUUACCGGUAUCAUCACGUUUUGGGUGGCGGUCAUCCUGUUCCAAAAUUUGGUUCCGAUCUCACUUUACAUUUCGCUCGAAAUCGUUCGCACGAUUCAGGCCGUGUUCAUUCACAGCGAUAUCUUCAUGUACUACGACAAACUACAGAUCGCUUGCAUCCCGAAAUCCUGGAAUAUCUCCGAUGACGUCGGGCAGAUCGAGUACAUUUUCUCGGAUAAGACCGGCACAUUGACUCAGAAUGUCAUGGAUUUCAAGAAGUGCACAGUCAACGGUGUUUCGUACGGAGAAGCUUUCACGGAAGCUCAGAUCGGCAUGGUCCGCCGAGAAGGAGGAGACGCCGAUGCGGUUGCUGCUAGAGCACGCGAGCAGAUCGCUCGCGACACGGAUAAAAUGAUCGCGCUGCUGCGCGAUUUGCAUGAUAAUCCUUAUCUGCGCGACGAGAAUUUGACUUUCGUCGCGCCGAGUUAUAUCGCGGAUUUGGAUGGUCAAUCUGGCGAAGCCCAAAGGAAAUCCGCGGAGCACUUUAUGGUCGCUCUUGCGGUAUGCCACACGGUGAUCACGGAACACACGCCCGGCGAUCCUCCACAGGUUGAGUUCAAGGCCCAAUCGCCCGACGAAGCCGCCUUGGUCGGUACCGCUCGUGAUUGUGGUUUCACCCUCGUGGGACGGUCAGGCGACGACCUUGUCCUGAACGUCAUGGGCGAGGAGCGGACAUAUACCGUGCUGAACACUUUGGAAUUCAAUUCUGCCAGAAAGAGGAUGAGUGCUAUUAUCCGCAUGCCCGACGGGAGCAUUCGACUCUUCUGCAAGGGUGCGGAUAGCAUCAUCUAUUCUCGACUGGCCCCCGGCAAGCAGCAGGAACUCCGCAAGAAAACGGCCGAACACCUCGAAGAGUUUGCCCGUGAGGGUCUGCGUACGCUGUGUGUUGCCGAUCGCAAGCUCACCGAAGAGGAGUACCGCGUCUGGAGCAAAGAACAUGACAUUGCCGCAGCUGCCCUGACAGACCGUGAAGAGAAGCUCGAAAAGGUAUCAACUGAGAUGGAGCAGGACCUUAUGCUUAUCGGCGGUACUGCUAUUGAGGAUAGAUUGCAGGAUGGUGUCCCGGAUACCAUCUCUCUCCUCGCCGACGCCGGUAUCAAGCUCUGGGUGUUGACUGGCGACAAGGUCGAGACUGCUAUCAAUAUUGGAUUUUCGUGCAAUCUUCUCAACAACGACAUGGAGCUUCUUGUAUUCAAUGUCCCCGAGGACCAAAUGGAUCGAGCGGAACAGGAACUCGACCGGCAGCUGCAACGGUUUGGCAUCACUGGGUCAGACGAGGAACUCAUCGCCGCCCGCAAAGACCACACGCCUCCGGAACCGACGCACGCCGUGGUCAUCGACGGAGAUACUUUGCGACUGAUGCUGGACGACAAGCUGAAACAGAGAUUCUUGUUGCUGUGCAAACAGUGCAAGUCUGUACUUUGCUGUCGUGUCAGUCCGGCCCAGAAAGCUGCGGUCGUGCGCAUGGUGAAGAACGGUCUCAAUAUUAUGGCUCUUUCAAUUGGCGAUGGUGCAAACGAUGUCGCUAUGAUUCAAGAAGCCGACGUUGGUGUCGGUAUCGUUGGUGAAGAAGGACGACAGGCAGCCAUGUCUUCCGACUAUGCCAUCGGGCAGUUCCGCUUCCUUCAACGGCUUAUCCUCGUCCAUGGCAGGUACUCGUACCGCCGCAUGGGAGAAUGUAUCGCCAACUUCUUCUACAAGAAUCUGGUUUGGACAAUCGCACUGUUCUGGUACUUGAUCUAUAACGAUUUCGACGGUUCCUACCUCUUCGACUAUACUUAUAUCGUCUUGGUGAACGUUGCAUUCACGUCCUUGCCUGUGAUCUUCCUUGGCAUUUUCGAUCAAGAUGUCGAUGAUAAGGUUUCCCUAGCUGUACCUCAACUGUACAUGCGAGGUAUCGAACGAAAGGAGUGGUCGCAGUUGAAGUUUUGGAUGUACAUGCUGGAUGGUUUUUACCAGUCGGUCAUCUGCUUCUUCAUGCCGUACCUUCUAUACAGCCCUUCGACCUUUGUCCGCGAAGACGGGUUGAACAUCAACGACCGAACCCGAAUGGGUAUCCUAGUCGCAUCUAGCGCGGUUAUUGCCAGCAACACAUAUAUCAUGCUGAACAGUUUCCGGUGGGACUGGCUGACGAUGCUGAUCAAUGUCAUCAGCUCGCUUCUGAUUUUCUUGUGGACCGGGAUUUACUCCUCGGUCCCGGCCUCAGCCCAGUUCUACAAAGCCGGUUCAGAAGUCUACGGGGCCCUGUCUUUCUGGGUUGUCCUGCUUCUGACUGUCACGAUAUGUUUGCUCCCGCGCUUUACCUUCAAAGCGUUCCAGAAGGUGUUCUUCCCGCUUGACGUGGACAUUGUCCGUGAGCAAGUCACUCAGGGCAAGUUCAAGUAUCUGGACCAGUAUGACGCAUAUGUUCCACCUAAGACGGGGCCUGCGCCCGCUGGUGGUUACAGUGAUGAUUCAGCAGCAUCCUCAGAUUUGGGUAAACCAAUCCAGUCCAGUAUGAAGCAGGACCCCUUCUCAGACGAGCAGCAGAUAUAUCCGCCGUCAAUGGCGCGCGCGACGUUCGGCCACAACCCUCGUAGCCAGAACGGAAGCAGCGGGACAAACUAUGCGUCUAGUCUGGACACAACCCAGCAUGCGCACCCGCAGGUAGUGGACUAUGCCCGGCACGAUCAGACGCGUCAUUCCUUCGACCAAGAUCAGUCGUACUACAACAACCAUGAUCUAAUACGCGUCGAUACUAACCUCACAGGGGGCCAUGAACCACCAAUGCCGCAUAGUCCGCUCAAGGGCCCUUAUGAUCCUUCGACGCACCAUGCAUGA